UGAGGGUGGUGACGUCGAGAGCCCAGCGCGCGAAACCGCGGAGGGAUUGAGGGGGUGAGAAAAAUGAGGGCGGGGCCUCGCUUCCUUUCCUCACCCGCUGCAGCGGUAGUGGCACAGACGACCGCGGGGACUGGCAGCCUGGCAGAAGGGUCAAAGGAGACUCAAGAGGGCCCUUCCAUAUUCCAGGACCCUUUGCCGCGCUCCAGUUCAUUGCACCCUAGCCUUCGGUAUCCUCUCUUUCCUCAGCUUCGUGCUCGUCGCCGCUGCGGCGGAGACGCCCCCCGGACUCUUCGCGAGAGGGAAGCCGCGCGUGCGCAGCACAAGAAGGGAGUGGGCAAGAGUCCGAGACCCCAGGCCUGGGGGCGGGACGCGUGCGCAGACCGAGGGGCUGGGGGAGGGGGGGCGAGCUGCUGGGUGGGGGGGCCGGGUGCCACUGAGAGCGCGCCCCCCUGCCCCGCCUCCGUACGAGCCUCCGUACUAACCCCGGCGCCCGGACCGGGUCAGACUGGGCCAUGACGUUCCUAUCGGGCCCGCGCCUCCUGGACUGGGCCAGCUCGCCCCCACACCUGCAAUUCAACAAGUUCGUCCUGACGGGCUACCGGCCGGCCAGCAGCGGCUCGGGCUGCCUGCGCAGCCUCUUCUACCUGCAUAACGAGUUAGGCAACAUCUACACCCACGGCUUGGCCCUCCUGGGUUUCCUGGUGCUGCUGCCCCUGACCAUGCCCUGGGGACAGCUGGGAGGGGGCGGCUGGCUGGGGGGAACCCACUGUGUGGCCUGCCUGGCGCCCCCUGCAGGCUCUGUGCUCUACCACCUCUUCAUGUGCCACCGUGGGGGUAGCCCUGUCUACGCCCGUCUCCUUGCCCUGGACAUGUGUGGGGUCUGCCUCGUCAACACCCUCGGGGCCCUGCCCAUCAUCCAUUGUACCCUGGCGUGUAGACCUUGGCUGCGCCCAGCAGCCCUGGUGGGCUAUACUCUCUUAUCUGGGUUGGCAGGCUGGCGGGCCCUCACUGCCCCCUCAACUAGUGCCCGGCUUCGGGCCUUUGGCUGGCAGGCAGGAGCACGACUACUGGUGUUUGGGGCUCGAGGGAUGGGGCUGGGAGCAGGAGCCCCAGGAUCUCUGCCCUGCUAUCUUCGAAUGGAUGCAUUAGCGUUGCUGGGGGGGCUAGUGAAUGUGGCUCGGCUGCCUGAACGCUGGGGGCCUGGUCGCUUUGACUACUGGGGUAAUUCCCAUCAAAUUAUGCAUCUGCUCAGUGUUGGCUCCAUUUUACAACUGCAUGCUGGUGUUGUACCUGAUCUGCUCUGGGCUGCCCGCCAUGCGUGUCCUAAGGACUGAGCUAUUUUUUUAAUCUGCAAAAAAUUGCCCCUACUCCUUGAAGCUAUAGAAGGUUCCUUUUUUCCUUCAAGGCCUCUCAAAAUCUAUAGCCUUGUUUUUCCCUAGGUCUUCCUUUUCAAGUCUAUAGAGCUUUCUCAUGUUGCCUAAGCAUGAGCUCUAGAGUACCAAAGGCUUCAAUUGAGUUCCCUAAAUUUGUACUCUUUUCCUUUCUCAGGACUGUAGAGGGCUGACCAGCUCUAUAGAAUUCCUUUUUUUUUUUUUCAUCUACUCCAGAAUAAGUUCUCUUUGUCAUUUUCCAACACUAUUUCUCUGGCAAGGGCUUACUCUGAGAGAGGUGGUAUGAUGUGAGUGAAUGACUGACAGCAUCAGAAAACAAUGGGUUAUAGUCUUUAACCACCCCAUUUUUCUGUACCUUAGACAAGUCUUAAGGCCUUGGGUCCCUCAUCUGUAAAAUGAGGGUCAAGUUAUUUAAGUUUUACAAUUCUGAAACUGAAAUUUCAUCUAGGUUUCCAACUCUAGAAGUUAAGCCACCUCUCCUCCAAGCCAAUAGUAACCUUGCCUAUUAUCUGAAGUCCUUUUCUCUUUGCUAAAUUGGAUAGGGAGAAUUGAGGGAGACCCUAAGCUUCUCCAGUAUUUGGGUAGCCUUAAGCAGCACCCCUGAGAAAUUUGCACAACUAACUAAAGUCUCCUUCCCUGGCAUGCUAGCCCAUUAUAUUUAACUUUGUACAAACUACACCUCUGAGAUUCUUCUCUUCCCCUAUCCCCUUAAAACUGCCCCCUUUCUCCACCCUCCCCCCACAACCAUGGAUUUAAGGAUACCAAACAUCAAGAUGUCUGCUUCUUGCACAAGGCCUCUUUGCACAAGGAUUGAGCUAGAGUGGUCCCUGCAGAAGAAAAUUCAGCUCACACAAAGACUAUAAAAACCACUCCCAAACUACGGCAAAAGACUAGUUCUCUGGUCCAAGAAUUCAGGCUUUUCUACUCUGCAUAAGAUGGAUCCAGAGGGUUUUUAAAUGCCCAAGCAAACUUUAAGCCUCACCUGUGGACUGAACUGCCCAGGUCUAAACUCCUGCACUUUUUGCCUAAGGAUGGUGCUCUUUGACUGUUGGACCUUUAAGACUUGGAAACCUCUCCAUUCCUGACAUGAAGAUGCAAUUCUAAUCACCAGUCUUCUUGUAUGAGGACUUCAGCCUUUUGGAACAGGAGUGUCUCCCACCCUAGCCUCUAUCUUUAGGGUUGGUAGAGCCAAGGAUAAAGUCAAUAAAUGGAACAAGAUGAGCUGA
Monodelphis domestica (gray short-tailed opossum) is the source of this 2617-nucleotide messenger RNA. RefSeq names its product progestin and adipoQ receptor family member 4 (gene PAQR4). Lineage: Eukaryota; Metazoa; Chordata; Mammalia; Didelphimorphia; Didelphidae. The record is from RefSeq and is a predicted model, not a curated record. Gene Ontology annotation, cellular component: membrane. Gene Ontology annotation, molecular function: signaling receptor activity.